UCGGACAUCGCUAGACGCUAACUCAAUCUGGAAACAGCUUGUUCAACGUUGUUCAGCAUUAUCAGUUAUGGAGGUCACCGGUCCUGAUAGUGAUUGGAGGAGUCCAGCCUUUCGACAGAAAGUAGUGGCCCAAAUAGAUGAAGCUAUGAGAAAAGCAGGAACUGCUCACACAAAGUCCAGUACUGACAUGGAGAACCAUGUUUUUAUCAAGGCAAAGACCAGAGAGGAGUAUUUGUCUUUAGUUGCAAGACUGAUAAUUCAUUUUAGAGACAUUCAUAAAAAAUCACAAGGUGGGCCUGACCCUAUGAAUGCCCUGCAAAGUAUACCAGGAGUGGGUGGAGGUGGACCUGGAGUUAUUGGCAUUGGACCACGGCCCCCUGGUGCACAAAUGGGUGGUUUGGGGCAAAUGCAAAUGGGUCAACAUGCCAUGCAGGGAGGCCAGCAGGCUGCAGGUGCUGCCGGGCAGAUGCCGAUGAUGCAACAGCAGCAGCAGCAGUCCAUUCAAUUUCAGCAGUUUCAGUCGCAGCAACAGGCAGCCAUGCAGGCUCAGCAGCCAGCAGCUAUGCAGCCGAAUGCCAUGCAGUUCCAACAGAUAAGGCAACACCAUCAGAAUCAACAAAUGCAGCAUCAGAAUCAACAACAGCAGCAGGCCCAGACUCAGCAGCAACAACAGAACCAGUUGCACCAAACAAGAAUGCAGCAGCAGCAGCAGUUAGCACAAAUGCAGCAACUGCAACAGCAGCAGCAGCAGCAACUGCACCAACAACAGGUUCAUGCACAAGCUCAAGCUCAGGCCCAGGCCCAAGCUCAAGCUCAAGCUCAGGCCCAAGCUCAGGCCCAAGCUCAGGCUCAAGCCCAGGCUCAAGCCCAGGCCCAGGCUCAGGCUCAAGCUCAGGCUCAAGCUCAAGCCCAGGCUCAAAUGCAGCAGCAACAGCAGCUUCAAGCCCAGGUCCAGGCUCAGGUCCAAGCCCAGGUCCAAGCUCAAGGUCAAGCCCAGGUGCAGGCUCAGGGAGUGGCAGGUCAGAUGCCCCCUCAUUCGCAGCAGCAGCAAGUCAUGGUGCCCCAGUCAUUAGCACAAAUGGCUCCCGGACAGCAUCAACCCAUCAGCUCACUCAGCCAACAACAGCAGCAACACCUGAAGCUCCAGCAGGUAAUGCAGCAGGCGAGAGUAUUGCAGCAGCAACAACAACAACAACAACAGCAGCAGCAACAACAGCAGCAGCAACAACAGCAGGCUCAACAGGUCCAGCAGGCAGGCCAGCUCGCUGCAGUUCCUGGCCAGAUGAUGCCCCGUCCUGGGAUGCAAAUUCCACCUCGGUUGCCCCGUGCCACCCCGAACUCUGCCAUUCCUCAAAACCCUGUUGCCAUUGGAGGACAGCAAAUGCCACAGGGUCAACAAAUGAUGUCAUCACCCUCCUCAGUUCAGGUGCAGACGCCCCAGCCGAUGCCACCUCCCCCCCAGCCUCAGCCAUCCCCCCAGCCUCCUUCCUCUCAGCCCAACUCUGUCAGCUCUGGUCCAACCCCUUCUCCUGGAGGUUUCCAACCCAGCCCCUCUCCUCAGCCAUCCCAGAGUCCUGCAUCUUCACGCACCCCCCAGAGUUACCCCCUCCAGGUACCUUCACCAGGACCUCUCAAUACACCAGGCAAUCCAAGCUCUGUAAUGAGCCCAGCAGGGGCCUCACAAUCUGAGGACCAGCUUUACAUGGACAAACUGAAGCAGCUGUCAAAAUAUAUCGAGCCGCUGCGAAGAAUGAUUAACAAAAUAGACAAAAAUGAAGAUAGGAAGAAGGAUUUGAGCAAAAUGAAAAGUUUGCUCAACAUUUUGACUGACCCCAACACAAGAUGUCCACUUAAAACACUACAGAAGUGUGAAAUAGCAUUGGAGAAACUAAAGAAUGACAUGGCAGUGCCGACUCCUCCCCCUCCUCCAGUGCCCUCUACCAAAAAGCAGUACCUGUGCCAGCCGCUGCUGGAUGCUGUCUUGGCCAACAUCCGCUCCCCGGUUUUCAACCAUUCACUUUACCGCACGUUUGCUCCUGCUAUGACAGCAAUUCACGGACCCCCAAUCACGGGUCCCUCAAUUCCUUCCCGUAAACGGAAGCUGGAGGAUGACGAGCGCCAGACCAUCCCUAACAUACUUCAAGGGGAGGUGGCUCGUCUUCAUUCCAAAUUCCUGGUCAAUCUAGACCCGUCCUUUUGCAGCAACAAUGGAACGGUGCAUCUCAUAUGUAAACUAGAUGAUAAAAAUCUUCCCAGUGUUCCCCCUCUUCAGCUGAGCAUUCCAGCGGACUACCCCGAUCAGAGCCCCCACUGGGAAGAUGACGGUCAGCAGUAUGAGGCCAACCCCUUCUUGCAGAGUGUGCAUAAGAACAUGACCUCUAAACUCCUUCAGCUUCCUGACAAGCACUCGGUGACGGCGCUGCUGAACACCUGGGCUCAAAGCGUGAGGCAGGCUUGCCUUUCAGCUGCUUAGAAUGUAUUCCCAUCAGCACUAUCAGCCCAGUAUAAUCCUUGCACCUCUAUGGAAUGAUGGCAAUAUAUUAAUACUUAGUCAUUUUUUAUUUACCUGAAUUAUAAUCUGUUUUGUUUAGUCACGUACACUAAGGCCUUAACUGUUUGUGCAUUGCUUCAUUAAUAAAGACAUUUAAACUGC
Molecule: messenger RNA, 2653 nt
Organism: Sinocyclocheilus anshuiensis
Lineage: Eukaryota; Metazoa; Chordata; Actinopteri; Cypriniformes; Cyprinidae
Product: mediator of RNA polymerase II transcription subunit 15
Exons: 18
Coding region: 68-2473 (801 amino acids)
Biological process (GO): regulation of DNA-templated transcription
Molecular function (GO): transcription coregulator activity
Source: RefSeq, a predicted model, not a curated record